This is a messenger RNA of Lachancea sp. 'fantastica', 852 nucleotides long. NCBI's taxonomy places the organism in Eukaryota, Fungi, Ascomycota, Saccharomycetes, Saccharomycetales, Saccharomycetaceae. The record is from the annotation of a GenBank genome assembly.
AUGUCGAGUGGCGAAUUGAUGACAGCUGCAGUGGGAAGGUCUGCGGACGUCAACUCGCCAGAAACAACCGAGGAAAUUAAUGUGGCGCAGGAAUCAGCAAGUGCAACCGAAAGAAUAAAACAGGGCCUCACCAGCAGGCUGAAAUUUGUGGGAAGAAAGUUCAAUGUUUUGGAUAGUCUCUUCAGUAAAAAUAACAGGACAGAGUCUUUACAAUAUGGUGCCAACGCAGACGGGGUAUUUAGUAACCUGACGGCGAAACCGGAUAAUACCAACAGAGGAGAACAGGGCGAAUCCGACAAACCGCCCAAUUAUGAUGAGGCUGCCUUAGACAUGGCACCAUCGUACUAUGGGGUUGAUGACGAUAACUUCGGCAUGUACAGCAACGAAAUAUGUUUUGAGGGCCUACCUGUGGGCAAUGCAGUGAACUUACUUUGGAACAUCAUAGUCAGCGUGAGUUUUCAGUUUGUCGGCUUUUUACUGACAUACAUCCUUCAUACGUCCCACGCAGCAAAACAGGGCUCAAGAUUUGGCUUGGGUCUCACAUUCUUGGGUUAUGGCUACUCAAUGAUUCCUAAUGAUAUAACUGCUAAGGUGGGUAAAUCGAAGAAUCUCGAUAGAUUGAAACCGUCAGAUCCUAAUGAAUACGACGACAUGCAUUUAUACACGAAUAGCGCGGCGAAAGAUAUGUUUGAGUCCAGCCUCAGUCACGGAGGCGAAGAGGAGAAGAGAGGUGUACCCUUUCUUGCCAUCGUAUUGUUUUUGAGUGGGGCUUUCAUAAUGACAAAGAGCAUAUACGACUAUGUUAAAGUCAAAAGAAAGGAAAAGCAGUACUUCACACAGGAACCUGUGUAA